This is a messenger RNA of Salvia hispanica, 809 nucleotides long. Its product is annotated as transcription factor bHLH36-like. The record is from RefSeq and is a predicted model, not a curated record. Gene Ontology annotation, cellular component: RNA polymerase II transcription regulator complex. Gene Ontology annotation, biological process: regulation of transcription by RNA polymerase II. Gene Ontology annotation, molecular function: RNA polymerase II transcription regulatory region sequence-specific DNA binding; protein dimerization activity; DNA-binding transcription factor activity, RNA polymerase II-specific. NCBI's taxonomy places the organism in Eukaryota, Viridiplantae, Streptophyta, Magnoliopsida, Lamiales, Lamiaceae.
UUCACAACGAUCAACCAAUCUGGGGAAAAAAAAUGGGUGAGGGUGAUUUACAAGUGAUCGAAGAUGCAAGAAUCAAUGAGGUGGAGAAAAAAAAAUUGCACAAAGAAAUUGAGAGGCAAAGAAGAAAAGAAAUGGCCGCCCUUUAUGAUUCUCUCCGUUCAGUCCUCCCUUCCAACUCUAUCAAGGGCUUGCGAUCGGCAUCUGAUCAAAUUGCUGAGGCUACAAAGUAUAUAAGAUAUAUGCAGAAUAAAGUGAGGCAACUAAAAGUGAAGAGGGAUAAGAUGAUGAAAUCGGCUGAAAAUAACAAAAAGGGUUUGUUGAGCUCUAGCAAGGGUUUGCCUAUCACAGUAAGGGUUCAGCGAUGCACGGGUAGCGCCGAGGUGCUGAUCUUCGCGACAGCGGAAGGGAGAAGCCUUCGCCUAUCGAGCAUCCUGCAGCUGUUGGUCGAGGAAGGGCUGAACGUGGUGGACUGUAACUGCACCAAAUUUGAUGGGAGGUUACAUUGCACCAUCCAAUGUGAGGAAGGACGUCCGAGUAUCGAUCUACAAACUUUGCAAGUAAAGCUUACAAGUAACAUCGAAAAUUUUGGUGAUGAAUCUGGAUAGAACAAACACAAUGCUUUCGUGCAUCAUUUUUCUGAGUCAUUUUAGUAAGUUUGUUUUAAAUGUAGCAUUACUUUGGCAUGUGUUUUUUUUUUUUUCCUUUUUCGGGGUGAUGUUUAAACAGUUUUCGGUCCGUUGCUGAUGAUAUUGGUUUGAUCUGUUAUUUUAAUUUUUAAUCAGUAACAUAUCUUAUCAUUAUUUUCUACA